AGGUAGACCUUUCAGGUAUUGUUUGAUUUAAGGAUGGUGACAAACGUAUUGUUAAGUAUAAUCAAAAGGUAAAGAAAGGAUUGAGAGGAGUAGAGGUGUUUAAUGUUGCGCCAUCAUUCUGUGACUGCUCUGUGAUUUAGUAAACUUGGAUGUGAAAAAGCUUUUCCCACCUGUCCUCACCUUCACUCUCCACUUGUUGCUGUGCUGAUUCCAAUGGCAAAUCAUAAACCGGACUCACCUCCUCCUCCUUACUACUCAGUUGCUGUUCACACUCAGCCUCCCCUCAAGUCUUAUGAAGAGGUGGUGUAUGGCACAGGCCCAGGCCUGACACCCCCAACCCAGCCAUAUUACAUCCCCCAGUAUCUGCCACCAGUGGUUAGUCUCAAAGUCACAGAGACCAUCAUAACACCUAAAAGGAAAAGGAAAUGCUGUGAGGGUAAUGCACAAUGUUACAGGGGGUCAGGGGCAGCUGUACUGGUGCUUGCUCUCCUGGGAGUGGCCAUCUGGCUUGGAGUUCGUUAUGGUAUCAGGACUGCAGCAACAGAGUUCCUCUGUGACGACAACAAAGAUCCCGGUAGUGAACGCGCACCUUUGCUGGACAGUGACUCCUGUUCUAACAACACUGUCCAAUGUGAUGCUAUCAAAGACUGCAAACUAGCCACUGAUGAAACUAACUGUGUGAGGUUUGGUGAUAACAACAGUGUGCAGAUCAGAACAGCUCAAGAUGAUCGCUUUCUACCACUGUGUUACAAAGGCUGGAACAAGAAUUAUGCCGACCAGAUCUGCUCUCAGCUUGGAUUCAGACAGUCCUCUGCUAGCACAAAAAUCCAGUCCCCGAAUUCCAUUGGUUUAAUCCUGACCAACAGAUCAUAUUCUCUUGUACAGGGCCUGGUAAAUGUCAGUUCCUCCUGCCCGGACCAGGAGAUUGUCUCCCUGCAGUGUGUGGCCUGUGGUAAGCAGCAGUCUACUUCCCGGAUCAUUGGAGGCAGCAUAGCUAAGACAGGUCAGUGGCCAUGGCAGCUGUCUCUACACUACAGAGGAUCCCACGUCUGCGGAGGAGUCCUGAUUUCUCCUGAUUUUGUGCUGACCGCUGCCCACUGUUUCCCAAGCCCCAUGUCCCUCUCCCCUGAGAACUGGAAAGUGUAUGGUGGACUUGUGUCUCUGGAUGGACUGCCUCAGCCCUACCUGGUCAAAAAGAUUCUACUCAAUGAGAACUACAACAACAGGACUAAUGACCAAGACAUCGCUCUACUCAAACUUACGGCUCCAGUUGCCUUUACUGAAAAAGUUCUGCCAGCCUGCCUGCCAGCUUUUAACCAGCAGUUUCCUCCUGGAACCAGUUGCUGGACCUCAGGUUUUGGGAUUACUAAUGAAGAUUCAGGGACAGUUUCCAAGAAUCUAAUGGAGGUGACAGUGGACAUCAUUGACACACAAGUGUGUAACAGCCGUGGGGUGUAUGGAGGCGCAGUGACCAAGAAUAUGAUCUGUGCUGGUAAACUGGAGGGAGGCAAAGACUCAUGUCAGGGUGACAGUGGCGGACCUCUGGUGUGCAAGGGAGAGAGCCUUUGGUAUUUGGUGGGAAUCACUAGCUGGGGAGCUGGUUGUGGUCAAAAGAACAAGCCUGGCGUUUAUACCAAAGUCAGUAGUGUUCUGCCCUGGAUCUAUAGCUCUAUGCAGCAAGAAAAACCAUGAUGCCCCUUUGCUGCCUGCUGCUGUUCAGCGUCAAAAUAAAGUCUACACAUCGAAGUCUCUUUAUACAUGUUGAGUUUUACACCAUGUUUUACACAUAAAGAAAGUGUAUUGGUGAAAAGUUACUGCAGAUGAAAACAA
Molecule: messenger RNA, 1830 nt
Organism: Melanotaenia boesemani (Boeseman's rainbowfish)
Lineage: Eukaryota; Metazoa; Chordata; Actinopteri; Atheriniformes; Melanotaeniidae
Gene: tmprss13a
Product: transmembrane serine protease 13a
Exons: 13
Coding region: 214-1692 (492 amino acids)
Biological process (GO): proteolysis
Cellular component (GO): membrane
Molecular function (GO): serine-type endopeptidase activity
Source: RefSeq, a predicted model, not a curated record